UCGGCGGAGAACAGGCUGCCGUUGUUUGAGACAGAGGACAAACUGAAAGAGCAAGGUGUCCAACAUGUCUGUGGACUGGGUGGGAUAUGGAUACGCAGCCCUGAUUGCAUCCGGGGGAGUCGUUGGUUAUGUGAAAGCAGGCAGCGUCCCCUCUCUUGCUGCUGGCGCUCUCUUUGGUGGCCUCGCGGGUUUUGGCGCCUACCAGAUCUCCAAUGAUCCCAAUAAUAUUUGGGUUUCUCUCGCUACAUCAGGAGCUCUGACUGGCAUCAUGGGAAAGAGGUUCUACGGAUCCAGGAAGUUCAUGCCAGCUGGACUUAUGGCUGGAGCAAGUCUUCUGAUGGUGGGAAAGCUCAGUAUGGCGUUGCUCCAGAAACCUCAGGCAUCCUGAUCGAGUGAAGAUGCUGAUGUUCUACUCCAGGAGCAGCCUGUGAGCAUUUGUCAUUUACUGUUCAUGUCAUUUUGUAAAAAAAGAAAGGAAAGGAAAUGUAUAUUUGAGGAUGAAAUAUAACACCUUGUUUAUAUGAUUCAA
This is a messenger RNA of Plectropomus leopardus (leopard coralgrouper), 529 nucleotides long. RefSeq names its product transmembrane protein 14Ca (gene tmem14ca). Lineage: Eukaryota; Metazoa; Chordata; Actinopteri; Perciformes; Serranidae. Gene Ontology annotation, biological process: regulation of heme biosynthetic process. Gene Ontology annotation, cellular component: mitochondrial membrane. The record is from RefSeq and is a predicted model, not a curated record.